AGCGCUCAGGGAGCUCGGCCCCGCCGCCUCACCGCGCUCCGCCGCCGCGCUCCCCGGCCCUCCGGCCCCGCACCGGCUCUCCAUGUACGACAACUUGUACCUGCAUGGGUUUGAAGACUCGGAGGCGGGCUCAGCAGAUUCGUACACGAGCAGACCCUCAGAUUCUGAUGUCUCUUUGGAAGAGGACAGGGAAGCAAUCCGCCAGGAAAGGGAGCAGCAAGCAGCCAUCCAGCUGGAGAGGGCCAAGUCCAAACCAGUAGCAUUUGCUGUCAAGACCAACGUGAGUUACUGUGGGGCUCUGGAUGAAGAUGUUCCUGUCCCAAGCACUGCCAUCUCCUUCGAUGCCAAGGACUUCCUCCACAUUAAAGAGAAGUACAACAACGACUGGUGGAUAGGGAGGCUGGUGAAGGAGGGCUGCGAGAUCGGCUUCAUCCCGAGCCCGCUGCGCCUGGAGAACAUCCGCAUCCAGCAGGAGCAGAAGAGGGGCCGCUUCCACGGAGGGAAAUCCAGUGGCAAUUCUUCUUCAAGCCUUGGAGAGAUGGUUUCUGGCACAUUUCGAGCCACACCUACAGCCACAGCAAAACAGAAACAAAAAGUGACAGAACACAUUCCCCCCUAUGAUGUAGUGCCAUCAAUGAGACCUGUGGUGUUGGUGGGCCCAUCACUCAAAGGCUAUGAGGUGACAGACAUGAUGCAGAAAGCUCUCUUUGACUUCCUGAAGCACAGGUUUGAUGGGAGGAUAUCCAUAACCAGAGUGACAGCUGACAUCUCCCUGGCCAAGAGGUCUGUGCUCAACAACCCCAGCAAGAGGGCCAUCAUUGAGCGCUCCAACACCAGGUCCAGCCUAGCUGAAGUGCAGAGUGAGAUUGAAAGAAUCUUUGAGCUGGCCAGGUCCUUACAGCUGGUUGUCCUGGAUGCAGACACUAUAAAUCACCCUGCACAGCUUAUCAAGACAUCUCUAGCACCAAUUAUUGUCCAUGUGAAGGUGUCCUCUCCAAAGGUCCUGCAGCGACUGAUCAAGUCCAGAGGGAAGUCACAAAGCAAACACUUGAAUGUCCAGUUGGUGGCAGCUGACAAACUUGCACAAUGCCCACCAGACAUGUUUGACGUGAUCCUGGACGAGAACCAGCUGGAGGACGCCUGCGAGCACCUGGCCGAGUACCUGGAGGCCUACUGGAGAGCCACGCACGCGUCCGGCGCGGCGCCCGUCACCCCGCUGCUGGGCAGGAGCCUGGCCCCCGCCGCCCUGGCCCCGUACCCCGCUGCCAUCUCCGGCCUGCAGGGAUAGCUCAGACUCGGCUGAACUUUGACACUUCAAUCGUGGCAUGUAAAUAGUCCUUAAUGAGAAGGAAAACUCACACUGAAGAUGAAAAUCACCCCUGUGCAGUGGGCUGGCUGAAGAGCCAGCGCGGGAGGCACGGCGGCCACUCCGCGGAGAACUCUCCCCUCGAGCGGCGCAGCCUCAUGACCUCCGACGAGAACUACCACAACGAGAGGGCUCGCAAGAGCAGGAACCGCCUGUCUUCCAGUUCCCAGCACAGCCGAGAGCACUAUCCCCUCGUGGAGGAGGAAUUCCCUGACCCCUACCAGGACUCGUACAAACCCCACCGCACCCGCGGCUCCCCCGGCGGGUACAGCCACGACUCACGGCACCGGCUCUGAGCCCUGGGGAGUCACAGCAUCCGGCCCGUGGUACCUUGCCAUGACGUAGCUAGGAGUAACAAUUAGAUCAUGUUAAUUUGGCAGGUGUGACGGUGACACCGCGGUUGCACUCUGCUGUCAUUGAUGUUUAAUUAGGGGGCAGCAAAACCCAGCCCGGCCCUUCCGUUUCUGCCCGAUCAUAGAGGUUGUUUUUGGGAUUCUUUUUGGGUUUAAUACAGCGUUUGCAUUUAUAGCCAUAUUUUUUUCUUGUCCUUAGGUAUUAGACACAUCCGUUUGUAAUUUUGGGUACUUAUCGAGGCACUUAUAAAAUAAUUUCCUGUGCUGGAAAUUCCAAAUGACCAGUUCCAGUUGGAACCAAUUUAUAAACCAAUUCCUGUUGGAAUUUGGGUGAAUUGACUGGAAAGUCGACGUGAGCAUGUUGGGAAAAAACAAACACGAAGAAAAAUCUGAAAAUUACAAACCACUGCAAGUCAGAAAGUCAGCUCCAGUAUUUGUUUGCUGGGAGCUCAAUUUCCAUUUCAGGUUAGAGUAAAAGGAUUUAUUCUAACGAUUUCUUUCCAGAAUGGCUUUUUCAGACAAACCAAAUGUAAACUCUCGAGAGUGCCAAAUAUCCCAAAUUAUUGCAGCAGUUACAAAACACUUUCCAGUUCCAAAUUAUUUUUAGACCUGGCAUGAAUGUUGCAGCCAAAUGAUUCUUGAGUUCAGCCAGUCCUGACAGUUUUGUUGGGACCAGCAGGGAGGAGCUGCGACAGGAGACGGGAAGUAGGGACAGGAAAAGGAACAAACUCCAUCGUUUGUGUGCUUGGGGGUUGGGAAUAGUCUUUAUUUUUUCCCACUCUUUUACCUGAAUACAGCUAGAAGUCCCAAAAUGGAACAGGAGUAUAGAGACAUCAGAUUUUUCUCCCAUUUUUAUCCUGCUUUUUAAAUGGAAAACAAUCCCUUCCUCUGACCCCGUGUGUAAAGUCUCCCCACAUCUCAGUACCCCGAGUAGCUGCCCACAUGUUCCAUCCUCCCAAAUCCACCUCUGAAUGUCUGACAUUCCAGCAGCGCACAAGAACUCUGCAGAAGAUCCAUUCCAGCCAUGGAAUCCAAGGGGAGGGAGUGGGCUUAACCAGUCACCAGUGACAGACAUUUCAAACAACAUCUCGGUCAGAAUUGCAAUAAAAAGGGAACACCAGACAAAAAUCUGCUCCCAGGGAAGUCGUGGAGCUGAUUCCAAGCUUUGGAUUCCAAGAGCUAUGAUAAAUCCUUGGAGAUAUUGCUGCCUUACUUCCUACCAAUCAUUUCUUUCACCUGCUGAGUCUUGAGUUCCUUCCGAGAGCUGAAUUCCUGUGGCUGCACCUUGUGUUUUACACCAUCAGUGAAGCCUUAGAUCCCAUGGGAUUGAAAAUUGACCCCCAUUGCCCAUUUUGUACGACCACUGACAUCUGCCAGCAGAGCCUCCCGAAAUUCCCACCGCACACAUUCCCUGGAAUUCACACAGUUUUGCUGAACAUGCAUUUGUUUAUGCAGGUUCAUGUCACAGCUAUUUUUUUCUUCCCAAAAUAAGGAUCAUUAGCUUUUUUAUUUGCUUGUUUUCCUCCCAAAGCCUGCUGAACCCAGGCUUUGAAAGCAUGUAGCACUACAGGAAUUUCUGGAAUAUUCUGGUUUCUUCUGCAUCCUGGACCAGCUGGCAAAGCCCACUGGUAUUUCCAGCAUCCUGGAGUCUCAUUAUCCUCUUGAAGUUACUGGGAAAAGCAAUCCAUGUCCUUUGUGGGACACCCAAACCCACACCCAUCCCCAGCAGCAUUAAAAGGUGGCAGACACCUGAUUAAUUAAUCAUUUAUUUUAAUGACUCCACUGCCUAACAGGCAGCUGCAGCACCGCUGGGCGAUCCCAGUGGAGCAGUUACCAAGGGAAACGUGGAAAUCUCUGCAUCCACUGGAGUCCCAGAGUUCUGGAUGGAUCUGCCAGAGCUGAUCCUGCCUGCUCUGUGGCAGGAGCUGGCACUGGCAGCUCCUGCAGGAUUGUGUGCUGCAGCACAGGGGAGCAUCCUCCAGGAAGUUCUCCAGCCCUUUUUCCUUGUCCAGCACACAGAAAGGACAAAGGAGGCCUUGGGCAACCCCUUCUUCUCUGAGCUUUCCUCCUUCCUGAUUGCAGGGGAGCUGUAGAGCCCUGGGCAGCAGCUGCUUCUCUUUAUUCUGCACUAGAUUAGGGAUCAGCUCGUUAACUGCUUGAGGAGAUUUGCAUAUUUGCAUAUUUGACAGAGAUUUCCUAGAGCCUUUUGGAGCCUUGUUUUCAGUCUUCCAUGUCACCCCAGGCCAGGGAAGGAUCCCCAGCCACCACACUCUGCACAAUCCAUCACCUGAACAUCUUAAGUGCCAAAACAACUUGGGUUUGACAAAAACAACCUUGGGAGGGAAGCCAGGGAUGUCCUGAGGUCCUUUAUUCUGUGUGGUUAAGCUGCCUCGACUCCUGGGUGUCCUGAGUUUCUCCCAGAGCCCAUUCCAUUGUGAUCAAAGGAGCCAGGGGCCCUACAGGUCUCCCUCCUUGCUGGGGUGUUGAAUUCUGUGAAAAGAGAUAUUCUUGAAGUACAAAUACACCAGCCAGGCUGGGAGACUCUUCAUUUACUGCAGAGCCUGUGGACAGGGUUUGUUUGAAGAAGGGAUUUCUGUUCAGGACACAGUAAGGAGUGAAAGCUGUGCUGGGGGUCAGGAUUGGUAAUUCCUGGUGGGAUUCCAGCCCUGCUGAGCAGCUCUCUGGUGGUUUAGUUGAAAUUAAGGAGUGCAUGUGUUCCUGCCUGAAGCAAUCCAGCCUCAUUGUCUAGUCCUCACAUCAUUUCUUCUUGUUAAAAUAAUACUGAAGACCAGAGCUCUGUUCUCAGCUCUGGCAGGGACAGAGGGUUUAGAAAUGUUUAUAAAACUGGGAUUUUUUUUUUUUAAGUUGUGUUGUUACCCAAGUUUCUCAUUCAGAUACUUUGGGAUUAACAAGGAUUUAGCCAAUCAAGGUGAUAACAACAAUCUCUGAAGAGAAAAUUCAGCACAUAUUUAUGUUUGGGAAUCAAUUAUUUUAAUUGUUAACCUUUGCAUUACAAAUACUUUCUCCCUGGAGUUGUAUUUAACAUGUACAGAUUCUUUUCCUGAUGCCAAACAUUUCUCCCAUGGGAUGUGCAAGUCACAGCUGCUGAUGUUUGUAACUUCACUUUGAUGCCAAAUCUUCUGAAUUCAGUUUGGUCUCAACACCACAGAAUUCCCUGGAGCAUCCAGACUCUCCUGUCUUUACUGACUACACCAUUCCAAAACAAUAUUAUUCCUGUUGUUCACAGCACACUGAUUUGGGUAAGUCAGGGGUUCUGACACUCCUUUUUUCUUUAAUAAUCCAUUAAAUGUGUCCUCUGCUGUAUUUUCUUUCACAGGUUCAGUACUUCUGAAACUUGUCCUUGAUCCCACAUUCCUGAUUUUUUUUUUUUUUAAGGCAAAAUAAUUGGAGA
Molecule: messenger RNA, 5131 nt
Organism: Pyrgilauda ruficollis (rufous-necked snowfinch)
Lineage: Eukaryota; Metazoa; Chordata; Aves; Passeriformes; Passeridae
Gene: CACNB4
Product: calcium voltage-gated channel auxiliary subunit beta 4
Exons: 15
Coding region: 83-1288 (401 amino acids)
Biological process (GO): calcium ion transmembrane transport; regulation of voltage-gated calcium channel activity; chemical synaptic transmission
Cellular component (GO): voltage-gated calcium channel complex
Molecular function (GO): protein binding; high voltage-gated calcium channel activity
Source: RefSeq, a predicted model, not a curated record